AAGGUCGUAUGUUUACACUUUAUAAAAAUCUGAAACAAGGUAACAAGUGUCACCAGGACUUAGAAUGUGUGUUAAACUGACAACCUGCUAGCCCAAUUCAACAAGGUAUUAUUUCCUUGUAUUGCCGGUACUGGCAGACGCAGCAAUGGAAAGUGCAGCUGAUUCUUGUGUGGCUUCCCUUGAUUCUCCAAAGGAGAGCUCUGAAGGUGCCACUGAAGCUCUAAAUGACGACUUAUCAAAUCGAGACAGCUCUGUUGCAUUGCUUUUAAAAACUGCAAAUCAAGAUCAACGUGAAACACAAAUAUUUCAUAUUGAUGACGUUUUAUCUGGCAUAAAAUUGGGUCAGUUUCAUUGGAGAAUGUUGGCCCUUGUAGGUGGUGGAUAUUUUGCAGUGUGCUCAGAGAUGAUGCUUUUUAUUUUCCUGACGACGGCUGUGAAAAAAGAAUGGCAACUUGGUGAUAUGGAUUUUCCUUGGCUCCCAUUCUGCACUGGAUUAACUGGCAUCAUUGGUGGUUACAUAGCAGGAGUUAUAAGUGACGCACAUGGCCGACGAUUGCCCUUUCUCUUUGGUAUUAUCUUCAUUGCUCUGUUUGGAGUGGUCUCAGCUUUUGCUCCUUCAUUUCUCUUAUUUAUAGCAUCACGAUGCAUGGUUGCUAUCGGUACAGGAGCUUUCGAAUCUGUGGGAUUUGUUUUGUUGUUAGAAUGCCUUCCUAAACAUCGUCGUGGAGCCAUACUGGUGAUAGUGACAUUGUGUGGUGCUCUGGGAGCUGUUACAGCGAGUGGAUUGAAUUGGUUGAUUCAGCCUCGGUUUGGUUGGCGAUGGUUUGUCUGUGCAUGUGCUGCCCCAGCGAUUUUACUUCUUAUGUUCCAACCAUUUGCAUUUUUUGAAAGUCCACGAUUUCUACUGGCAGUUGGCAAGAGAAGGGAAGCAGAAAAAGUUUUGCUUGCAAUUGCAAGAAUUAACAAAUGUUUUUUGCCAGAUCUGGAUAAAAUAAUAAGUCCUCCCUCCGUGAAGCCAAGAUUUGUUCUCUUCCAUUUGUUCACCGAGAAACUCAGGCGGCACACUUUAGCAUUUUCUCUGAUUUGGUUUCUUCAGGCCGCGGGUUACUGGGGUGUGACUGUCUACCUGCCAGAGUACAUGGACAAGCUCGGCGUUGACCCAUAUCUGAACAUGUUCUCCGUAUUCAUCGGGGAAAUCCCAGGUCUGUUUCUAGCCAUGAUACUCAUCGAAAGUCACAUGCUGGGUAGGAUACGGACACUGAGAUUUUUUUCUUCCCUGACUGCAGGCUCCCUACUUGUAUUCAGCAUCAUUCCUCAUCAUGCAUUUAAGGCUGUCCUCAUUAUAGCAUGCUACUUUAGUAUGGUUCCAAUCUAUUCCAUACUGAAUGCCUUUACCCCUGAACUCUACCCUACAGACAUUCGUAGUACUGCCAUGGCUUGGAUGAAUGUUCUUAUUGAGAUACCAGGUUUGAUAACUCCGUUUGCCAGCGCUUCCCUGGUAUCCAGUGAUCUACCCUGGCUCUAUCCAGUGACUUGGGGGAGCGUGUUCUUAAUUCAGUGCUUAUUGACACUAGCUAUCAAGACAGAAACUGCAGGGAAGGAGUUACGGGACUGUGUCAGUGAAGAUCAGAGUUGAUUAUGCUUUGGAUUUUAUUUAUUGUCUAGAGACUGGCAUAUGUAAUGCAGUAUUUCUCAAUGCAGGUAAACAUGUUGACAAAAUAGUUCUGUAUUAUAGAUAGAAUUAAUCAGUAUGUUAAGGAUGUUCUCAUGUUUACCACCAUGACAAACACACUGCACUGUGAGUCAGUAGAAAUACCAUCUACAAUGAAACAUGUUUGCUUUUAAAAUGUACACAGGUGCAAAUAUUUUUUAUGAAAAAUAUCUAUAGAGAUUUUAUUUACAGUUUUGAAAUACUCACUGUUACCAGGAAUAACAUGCACACACACAUACAUUUCUUUGAAUUAUUUUGAUGCUUUGUGAAACAGAAUUUAUCAUCAGGGACAAUGUUAUCUCCCCUUACUGCCAACUCAAAUGAUUUUUAUAUUUAUUUACAAUUUUAGUUGACAUUUAUUUAAUUAAAAUAUUUUAAUAUGUUGUGACACUUUUAUCUUGAGAAAUUAUUUCCCCUUGCAAAUAUUCUAUGACAUUUCAUCUUGAGAAACAAAUCUUUUCUCCAUGCAACGUCUGAUGUGGCUAAAUAGACCAAUGCUAUAGUCACAAGGACAGUCACAGCUUAUAGAUCUUAGAAGCAUCAGAGGAUGCAAUAUUUUCAGCUUAUGGUGUUUUAGAAUCUAGGACUGCUCUUUUAUAGCCCUCCAAGUCUGACUACUUGUGCCUUUUUUUUUCUCUCCCAACUGGUGAUCUCAAUCAGUGAUCUCAGUUGGUGAUCUCAAUCAGUGAUCUCAGUUGAUGAUCUCAAUCAGUGAUCUCAGUCGGUGAUCUCAAUCAGUGAUCUCAGUUGGUGAUCUCAAUCAGUGAUCUCAGUCGGUGAUCUCAAUCAGUGAUCUCAGUCGGUGAUCUCAAUCAGUGAUCUCAAUCAAUGAUCUCAAUCAGUGAUCUCAGUUGGUGAUCUCAAUCAGUGAUUGAUCUCAGUUGGUGAUCUCAAUCAGUGAUCUCAGUCGGUGAUCUCAAUCAGUGAUCUCAAUCAGUGAUCUCAAUCAGUGAUUGAUCUC
Messenger RNA from Biomphalaria glabrata, 2672 nucleotides. RefSeq lists its product as uncharacterized. Gene Ontology annotation, biological process: transmembrane transport. Gene Ontology annotation, molecular function: transmembrane transporter activity. The coding region runs from base 146 to 1636 and encodes 496 amino acids. Lineage: Eukaryota; Metazoa; Mollusca; Gastropoda; Planorbidae. The record is from RefSeq and is a predicted model, not a curated record. The transcript has 6 exons.